This is a messenger RNA of Prunus armeniaca (apricot), 618 nucleotides long. The record is from the annotation of a GenBank genome assembly. Lineage: Eukaryota; Viridiplantae; Streptophyta; Magnoliopsida; Rosales; Rosaceae.
AUGAUAUCUCUUGGGAGGUUGGACCGUUAUAUGAUGAGUAGGGAAUUGGUGGAGGAUGCGACGAAGAGAGACGAGGGCUGUGAUAGUAGAACUGCUGUGGAGGUUAAAAAUGGCCCAUUUAGCUGCGCUGAUGAAAGCAAAGAAGAGGAUUUGAAACACAUAAAUUUGAAUGUCAAUAAAGGGGAGCUAACGGCUAUUGUAGGGAUAGUGGGAUCUGGAAAGUCUUCCCUUCUAGCUUUAAUUCUUGGUGAGAUGCACAAGUUAUCCUUAAAGGUACGAGUUUGUGGAACAACUGCCUAUGUUGCUCAAACAUCAUGGAUUCAAAAUGGGACUACUGAAGAAAAUAUAUUAUUUGGUUUGCCAAUGGACAGAGAUAGAUACCAGGAAGUUGUCAGGGUUUGCUGCUUGGAGAAGGACUUGGAAAUGAUGGAGUUUGGAGAUCAAACUGAGAUAGGAGAGCGUGGCAUCAACCUAAGUGGUGGCCAGAAACAGAGGAUACAACUCGCUAGGGUUGUAUAUCAAAAUUGUGACAUAUAUCUUCUCGAUGACGUUUUCAGUGCUAUUGAUGCUCACACUUUAUCAGAAAUAUUUAAGUCUAAAUGUGCUAAGAUAGUAUAA